Molecule: messenger RNA, 2285 nt
Organism: Cricetulus griseus (Chinese hamster)
Lineage: Eukaryota; Metazoa; Chordata; Mammalia; Rodentia; Cricetidae
Source: RefSeq, a predicted model, not a curated record
GGUUUGGAAGACCCUCUUCGCUUGCGGAGAGCGCAGUCCACACGGAGGGUCCUGGCACUGGAGUUAAACAAAGACAGAGAUGUUGAAAGAAUCCAUGGCAGUGGAGUUAACACUCUUGACAUUGAGCCUGUUGAAGGAAGAUACUCUCAGGAGAUGAAGGCAAGACAAUCAAAGCUUCCAGGUCACCAGAUCAUGACACAUCCACACAAAUGGCUAACUGUGAGUCAAGUGGAAACAAACCCUGUUAAUUCCAAGAUCUGUGUGCUGUCAGCAUAAAGGGAGCUAUCAGAAAAUGAUGGGAUGUCUGAUCUAGCUGAUAACCCCAAAAUACCAGUGGGGUAUCUGAAAGCUUGGCAGCCUGGUCUGAUUACAGCAGUGACUCCAGAGUGCAUGGUAUACUCCAGUUACAGCAUGUUAUCGGGUGGUUCAGAUGGUGUGAUUGUACUCUAUGACCUUGAGAACUCCAGCAGACAACCCUAUUACACAUGUAAAGCAGUGUGUUCCGUUGGCAGAAGCCAUCCAGAUGUCCACAAAUACAGCGUGGAGACUGUUCAGUGGUACCCUCAUGACACAGGCAUGUUCACAUCCAGCUCAUUCGAUAAAACUCUGAAAGUGUGGGAUACAAAUACAUUGCAGGCUGCUGAUGUGUUUAAUUUUGAAGAAACAGUUUAUAGUCAUCACAUGUCUCCAGCAGCCACCAAGCACUGUCUGAUAGCAGUUGGUACUAGAGGACCCAAGGUACAACUUUGUGAUUUGAAGUCUGGAUCCUGUUCUCACAUUCUCCAGGGUCACAGACAAGAAAUACUGGCAGUUUCGUGGUCACCACGCCAUGACUAUAUCUUGGCAACAGCCAGUGCUGACAGUAGAGUGAAUUUAUGGGAUGUGAGAAGAGCAUCAGGAUGUUUGCUCACUCUUGAUCAGCAUAAUGGGAAGAAGUCACAGGCUGUGGAAUCAGCAAAUACUGCUCACAAUGGGAAAGUUAAUGGCCUAUGUUUUACAAGUGAUGGACUUCACCUGCUCACUGUUGGCACAGACAACCGAAUGAGGCUCUGGAAUAGCUCCAAUGGGGAGAACACACUGGUGAACUAUGGGAAAGUUUGUAAUGACAGUAGGAAAGGACUGAAAUUCACGGUCUCCUGUGGCUGCAGCUCAGAAUUUGUUUUUGUUCCAUAUGGUAGCACCAUUGCUGUUUAUGCAGUUCACUCAGGAGAACAACUAACUAUGCUUAAGGGACAUUAUAAAAGUGUCGACUGCUGUGUGUUUCAGUCUAAUUUCCAGGAACUUUACAGUGGUAGCAGGGACUGUAAUAUUCUUGCUUGGGUACCAUCUUUGUAUGAACCAAUUCCAGAUGAUGAUGAUGAAGCUACAACUAAAUCCCAGUUGAAUCCAGCAUUUGAGGAUGCCUGGAGCAGUAGUGAUGAGGAAGGGUGACUGCCAGCCCGCCUUUGCUCCUUGUCUAUUGGACUAAUACAUCAGCAGUGAUGUUGUUUUUGAGACAAAGUCUCACUGUGUAGCUCUGCCUAGCCUGGAGCCAGCCUGGAGCUCUCCGUCUAGACCAUUCUAGGCUCAAACUUGCAGCUGUUCUCCUGCCUCUGCUUCCCAAAGUAUUGGGAUUACAGGUGUGCCUCUCGUGUGUGGCUGUGUAUAUGUGUUUGUUUGAUUUUGUGUUUUAACUCAAGUAAGUUUCUGGUCCAUUAAUCCUGAAUUUGAAUGUUUUCCCCUGUUUUAAAAAUGAUGUUAAUGUGUAUAAAACCCUAAGAUAAACUUCUCUGUGGUUAAAUUAAUCAAAACCUCCUUGAGCCUAUUUACCAUGGUGGCAGGUUAGCUGCUAUGGACACAGUACAAGAACAGAAGUCAUUGUUCUCAGCCUGGCCUAUGUAGGUCUGAUAAGUGGAAUGUGUCUCAGCUCUGGCUCCCCUGGGUAUGCUACCAGCCUGCCCCUUUCCAUCUUUGUGGGGAGCAGGUGGAAGGGGUGGGGUUAACAAGGAUAAUUAGGAGGAAAACAAAACAAUUAUUGCAAAGGUAGCAUCCCAACUCUGUACUCUUUUUAUACAUAUUGAAGGCUUCGUGUAAUUGACUAUUUUCUAGCUUUAUGUUGAACAGUUUACAGCUAAAAUCUCCUACAGUCUGAACAGUGUAUCACAUGGGCAAUCCCCUGACCACUUGUUACUUUCAAAGGGCAGCUUGCAGUCCUCCUUUUCUUCCUGUGAAACUCAGCAAGAUCCAUUCUGGGGUCUAGAUUAAACAUGAAAUGUUGUAAUAAAAUUUCUGUUGUUCUCUCCUUU